Molecule: messenger RNA, 561 nt
Organism: Trichophyton verrucosum HKI 0517
Lineage: Eukaryota; Fungi; Ascomycota; Eurotiomycetes; Onygenales; Arthrodermataceae
Exons: 2
Source: RefSeq, a predicted model, not a curated record
CUUGCAGACCAUAGUAUUCUAACAAAUAUCGAUAAUAUUUCAGAGUCUACUAAGUACUAUUGUCUAGAUACCAUCGCAUCUGGUUUCAUGAAAAUCAGAACCAAGGACUCAGGCCUUUUGUCUACCUUGCCAGAUAGAAAAAAGAGUACUAUACCCCCGAAGUUUUAUCUUCGUCAACUUCGGAAAUCGAUUAAAAACAAUACUGAAUCCGAUGAUAAGGAAAGCAAUACUAAUUCCGACGAGAGUAGUGAUACUAAAUCUAAUAUUGAGAAUAGUGAUGCUGAAUCCGAGAAUAAUAAUACUAAAGCUGAAGACGAGGACAAUAAUACUAAAGCUAAAGACGAGGAUAAUGAUACUAAAGCUGAGGACGAGAACAAUAAUACUGAAGCUAAAGACGAGGAUAAUAAUGCUAAAUCUGAAGACGAGAGCAAAGAUGCUGAAUCCGAAGAUAAGAACAAGGAUAUCGAAACUGAAAAGAAGAAUGACAAUAUUGAGCCCGGAUAUCAGAAUAGCAGUACCAAGUCGGAUACUAAGUAUAUGGCCGCUAAGAAGAACCAAUAG